AUGUGGACCGAGAGUGGGUCUGUCUGUGGGAAUGUGGACCGAGAGUGGGUCUGUCUGUGGGAAUGUGGACCGAGAGUGGGUCUGUCUGUGGGAAUGUGGACCGAGAGUGGGUCUGUCUGUGGGAAUGUGGACCGAGAGUGGGUCUGUCUGUGGGAAUGUGGACCGAGAGUGGGUCUGUCUGUGGGAAUGUGGACCGAGAGUGGGUCUGUCUGUGGGAAUGUGGACCGAGAGUGGGUCUGUCUGUGGGAAUGUGGACCGAGAGUGGGUCUGUCUGUGGGAAUGUGGACCGAGAGUGGGUCUGUCUGUGGGAAUGUGGACCGAGAGCGGGUCUGUCUGUGGGAAUGUGGACCGAGAGUGGGUCUGUCUGUGGGAAUGUGGACCGAGAGUGGGUCUGUCUGUGGGAAUGUGGACCGAGAGUGGGUCUGUCUGUGGGAAUGUGGACCGAGAGUGGGUCUGUCUGUGGGUCUGAGAGUGGGUCUGAGAGUGGGUCUGAGAGUGGGUCUGAGAGUGGGUCUGUCUGUGGGUCUGAGAGUGGGUCUGAGAGUGGGUCUGAGAGUGGGUCUGUCUGUGGGUCUGAGAGUGGGUCUGAGAGUGGUGGGAGGUGUUGUUGAGCUGUACACUGAGGCGGACCCCACAGUCCCGGACCCCACAGUCCCGGACCCCACAGUCCCGGACCCCAGUCUGGCUAUUGAGUGUUUCAUACAAAAGGAGGAGGUCCUUCAUGGUCAUGGUCCUCUAGUGGAAGGAGGUGUCCCUCCUCCACAGAGCACCUCCUCCACAGAGCACCUCCUCCUGACAGAGCAGGAGAAAGACUUAAGUCUGAGCAAAGAACUCCACAAACUCCAGAAAACUCUGAGAAAACUGAGUCUGAGGAUUAGUACAGAACUGGCAGAGGGGGGGGCACUGGCAGAGGGGGGGCACUGGCAGAGGGGAGGGGGGGUACUGGCAGAGGGGAGGGGCACUGGCAGAGGGGGGGGGGGUACUGGCAGAGGGGAGGGGGGGUACUGGCAGAGGGAGGGGGGUACUGGCAGAGGGGAGGGGGGGGCACUGGCAGAGGGGAGGGGGGGUACUGGCAGAGGGGGGGCAACUGGCAGAGGGGAGGGGGGGUACUGGCAGAGGGGAGGGGGGGUACUGCAGAGGGAGGGGGGGUACUGGCAGAGGGGGGGCACUGGCAGAGGGGAGGGGGGUACUGGCAGAGGGGGGGCACUGGCAGAGGGGGGGCACUGGCAGAGGGGGGGGCACUGGCAGAGGGGUGGGGGGGUUACUGGCAGAGGGGGGGCACUGGCAGAGGGGGGGGCACUGGCAGAGGGGGGGGCACUGGCAGAGGGGGGGGCACUGGCAGAGGGGAGGGGGUACUGGCAGAGGGGGGGCACUGGCAGAGGGGAGGGGGGGUACUGGCAGAGGGGGGGGCACUGGCAAAGUUCAGAUUGA
Molecule: messenger RNA, 1431 nt
Organism: Knipowitschia caucasica
Lineage: Eukaryota; Metazoa; Chordata; Actinopteri; Gobiiformes; Gobiidae
Source: the annotation of a GenBank genome assembly